Messenger RNA from Hordeum vulgare subsp. vulgare (domesticated barley), 1213 nucleotides. Its product is annotated as 7-methyl-GTP pyrophosphatase-like. NCBI's taxonomy places the organism in Eukaryota, Viridiplantae, Streptophyta, Magnoliopsida, Poales, Poaceae. Bases 25 to 834 code for a protein of 269 amino acids. The record is from RefSeq and is a predicted model, not a curated record. Gene Ontology annotation, molecular function: nucleoside triphosphate diphosphatase activity. The transcript has 9 exons.
UUUAUUACUGACUGGACAGACAAAAUGCAAUCUUCCCACCGUCCCUGCAAUCUCCUAUGCCCGGUGGCGCCAUAUGCGGCCGCCGCACCCCGCCCCCAACAGCGGCCGCCGCAUCUUCACGGAACCCAGCCGCAGCGCCUCCUCUCCCCUCCGCGACGCCACUCUGAAGGUCGCCUCCUCUCCUCCAUGGCCCCAAUGGCCACAUCCUCCUCCCCCACCGCGAACCCCCAGCCUUUCAAGUUGAUCCUGGGGUCUAUGUCAGUGGCCAGGAAGAACAUCCUCAACGAGAUGGGGUUCGAGUUCCAAGUCAUGACCGCGGACAUCGACGAGAGGAGCAUAAGAAGGGAGGAUCCGGAUGAGCUAGUCAUGCUUCUUGCGGAGGCCAAGGCUGAUGCUAUCAUGUCUAGAAUGAACAUUUCUGAUUACCAGAAGGAAGGCGAUCAACCAACACUCCUGAUCACCUCUGACAUAGUGGUUGUCCAUGAAGGGAUUAUUAGAGAAAAGCCAAGCAGCAAGGAAGAAGCACGCCAAUUCCUGAAAGGUUAUUCUGGUGGGCAUGUGUCAACUGUGGGUGGUGUGGUUGUAACUAAUCUUACAACUGGCAAGAAGCUUGGCAGUUUAGACAAAGCUGAGGUGUACUUCCAUGACAUACCAGAUGAGAUAAUUGAGAACCUGAUCGACGAGGGGGUGGUAUUUAGGGUUGCGGGCGGCUUGCUGCUAGAACAUCCAUUGACGUUGCCGUUUGUCGAAGCAGUGGUUGGUUCUAGUGACAGUGUAAUGGGGCUGUCAAAGGAUCUGGCAAACAAACUCAUUCACGAGGCAUUGUUGGCAUAGCCUAGCAGUUUGGGUGUGAUCACCAUCGAUUGAAUCCUUACUGCACUGCAUGAAGGUAAUGCGAUGUCGGCAACCUGUCAAAACAUGGUGAUUGUUAUGGUUUAAAUUAUAUGAAGAAUUUCAGACACCAUGGCACGAAGAUUCAUUGAGUGUGCAAGAACACUUCAGAACUGAUACCUGCUAUUGUGAUCACUGAUGAGAUGUCACCUACAGUCCUCCUGUCGAAACGUCCUGAAUCUUGGUUCUCACAUAAGGUGAAUUUGUAUGAUAAGUGAAAUUGUUAUUUUCUCUUCUGGAGUACAUUGGUAUAGAGAUGCAAUGACACUGCUUUCUUGUUUGCAAUAGCUACAUGAAAGUGGCUAUUGGCCUAUUCCAGUUU